Molecule: messenger RNA, 3124 nt
Organism: Aphanomyces invadans
Lineage: Eukaryota; Oomycota; Saprolegniomycetes; Saprolegniales; Verrucalvaceae
Exons: 2
Coding region: 57-2081 (674 amino acids)
Biological process (GO): proteolysis
Molecular function (GO): zinc ion binding; metalloendopeptidase activity
Source: RefSeq, a predicted model, not a curated record
GGGCGAGACGAAAGAUCGAAAUUGGAUCUUUCGGCACUUUUCGUUUGGACGAUCGCAUGGCGACGCCGCCAGUCUCGAUGGUGCGUCGAACGCUUCUCGCGGCCGUGGCUGUGGGCCUCGUGGCUGGUGAUGCACAUGCCAGUGGCUUCUUUGUGUGCCCCGGACAAUGCGAAGCCAUGUUUCUCCCACGUGACAUGGACGAUGUCGACGAUUGCUCGUGUGUAACAACGAACAAUCAGCCGUCAAGGUCACUGCUGAGUCAAUCCGUUGGAGGCGACAGCUCGUACCGUUGUCCCAAGGGGGCGUCGGCCAAAGCGCUGCAUCCGACGUCGUUCGACGACUGCGAGUGUUUUGAAAACUUACAUCGCAACGACAAGGCUGGCCAGUGUGUGACGGAAAUCACAUGCAGCGGCAAGUACACGCUUAAGACAGGACUGACAUCGGCGCGGUCGCUUGCCGAUUGCGACUGCCUGGAUCCAUACAUCAAGGACGAAUCGACGGGGGAAUGCCAGCUCACGUUCUGCCCUCGCGCUGCCAACUACGUCAAGAAGCAUGGCGUCACUCAAGUGCACUCGCUCGUCGACUGCGAUUGUUUGGAGCCGUACACGAAGAACGCCCAGAGCGGGGAAUGCUACAUUCGAUUUGAAUGUCCCGAGCAUGCGUCGCCACCUGUCCAAGGGUACGCCAAGUCCAUUGCCGAUUGCACGUGCGACUGGGGCUUCGUUCGGCCUCAAGUCAAGUCGAAAAAGUAUUCGGGCGAUCCUUUCUGCGUUGCGGAGACGCCGACGUUUGCCUGUCCACCCCAUUCGCGUCCGCUGCCGACGGUGGACCGGUCGCCGCAGAACUUUAUGGACUGUGAGUGCGCCAACGGGUACGAUCGCUUGGAAAAGCUCGAGAUGUGCGUCGAAGCCAUGGCGCCGUCUUUGCGCGGCGACACGAACGCGACAAACGCAACCCGUGUGGAGUUUGAAUGCCCUGAUUUUUCGGUGCCUCUGGCGCCGCAUCCGUAUUCGAUGCACCAGUGCCGGUGCCUCCCUGGCUUUGAGCCCAACUGGAGCAUGCAAUCGUGCGACUGGACUCCCGACUACUACGUGUGCCCGCCGCACUCUUUCAAUCCGUAUCCUGCGCUGCCUCCCCUCGGCUUUCUCGACUGCCACUGCGCCAAAGGGUACCACCGCAAUGACGCGGACGGCGUGUGUGUGGAAAACGACACCAUGUUGGGCGAGACCGGAUGCCCCGCAGGCGCGUUAGCCAAGACGUGGCCCGUGCACGACCCGGCUUGGGACUGCUUUUGCCCGCACGGAGAGAUCCAAACCGACGGCAACGUCAGCGCCAUCGCGACGGCGGAUUUCAUGUCGCGCUUGGACUCGUCUGUGCCUGUCGACAUGGACUGGAGCGUCCGAUGCAAAAACUCUGCUGUCGUUGGGUUCUAUGGCUGUCCGCCGAACGCAGUCAUGAACCACUGGCCGGUCGUUGUUCUCGAAGAUUGUUCGUGCAAGGCCGGCUUUGACACCGUUGCAGCCGCCAACGACGUUGGCAUGACUUGCAAUCGCACGACGGAAUCGUUCCCGCCGUGCACCGCGGGCAUGGGUCGGAGCCCGGUCGACAACGUGUGCCGGUUUCCGGCAGAAGCGGUCUUGCCGUCCCCGCACGCGGCGGCGGCCGGCGCGACCACAGGCAGGCUUGUCGUCAACGGCAACGAGCUCGACUACGUGGUCGUGGAAGAAGGCAUUAUGGUAACCCAAGGCGACAUUGCGGUCGGCACGUCGUUUGGGUACCUCGGCGAAGGCCCGGACAGCGACGUCCUGUUUUACGUGCUGCACGGGUAUUACAACAAAGAGAAGGAGUCGCGGUGGAAGGACGUACGUCGCCGUGGUCUCGCCCGUGGUAGCUCAUCGACGAGCUGCUCUAUCGUAGGCGACCAUGUGCUUUACCGUCGACAAGCAAGUCCAGCACCGCCGCGACGACAUUUGGACCGCGAUGCAGCAUAUCGCUGUCAACACGGGCUUUCGCUUUGUCGAGUGCAAGGAAGAGUAUUGCGACGACCAUUUGACCGACUGCGACGACGUCGUCGACUUUAGCCCGACCGCGUCGAGCUGCUGGUCGUCGAUCGGGCGCGUUGGGGGGCGUCAGAUGCUCGGCAUCUCGGACGACUGCAGCGACGGCAACUUGAUCCAUGUGGUGCUGCACGCCAUGGGACUCCAUCACCCGACCGUUCGGCCCGACCGCGACGCGCACAUUCAAAUCGCGUGGGAGUGUGUCGAGCCCGCCAAGCGAACGUACUUUGCCGUCGAACACCUGGAACACAUUUACUCGGCGGACGACGUUGUUGUUGCGGCCGUCGAUGUGCCGUACGACUUCUUUAGUAUCAUGCACCACCGCGCGGACGCGUUUGUCAACGCGUCCAUGGCGGACGGCGGGUGCAUGACGAUCUUUCCCCGCAUCGAAGAUCCGUACCAACGGCAGGCAGUCAUGACCGGCAUGGGGCAGCGGGAAAAGCUGUCGCUCACCGACAUCCACUACGUCUGGGUGCUGUACCCCGAGCUCAAGGAAUCGAUGGCUGUCAAGGCGAGUCAACGUGUCGACGACGCGGUCGAAGACGUGCCAGAGUACCACGAGCCACGGCUUCACACCAAAGACGAUGCGGUGCCGUACCGCCCGCCAUCGUCGACGUCGGGGGCCGUCGGGGCGGUCGUGUGCGCCGUGGCGUUUCUUGCGAUCGUCGGGUUUGCGUCGUUCGAGAUGCGGCGCGUCGCGCGAAAGAAGGCCGAGGCGGAAGGGUCGACUCGGUUUUCGGACCCGCUGCUGUCGGAUCCCAUGUACGACUAGCGUUAGCUGCAUAUUCGUGUGAAUGCAUGGUCGGUUGGCGCGGUAUGCGUUCAAAAACGCACGCGUUUGGAGCGAGGCGUCGCCCAAGGAGCUGUCCUUGGCGGUACAUCCCGAGAUCGAAUCCUGAUUCGAGACCGACGUCGCUCAUGCCGUGGCGUCGGCAUGGACGCGUCAAGGGAUGGAAUCGAUCGCCGCCGUGUUGUGGGUAUUGACCGAGUCGUUGCAGCCGUUGGAGGAAUGGCCGUGGUCAGGACGAUCCCCCGCGCCAUCCGACGGCAUGCGACUGCUGCUGUGG